CAUUAAGAGGUUAAACUCCUGGUAUGCAACUCGAGAUAGGAUUGGUUAACUCAGUCCUUGAUAACUGUAUAAGUAACACGUUACUCUUAAAGGAAACAAACACGUGGAAAGAAUCCAAGUUGAUACACAGAGCAAAGUCUGAUCGAACGAGACUUCUCGCCGUCGCCAUGAAAUCGCUUGUCCUCUCUUUGUUUCUCAUCCUGUUACUUUGGGAGCCGGGAUCUCACGCUUUGAAAGUUCAGGUGGGGGAAUUUACUUAUACAGUGGAAUCAGUGAAAAAAUUGAAGAAACUCAUGGAUGAAGAUGUGUCUCCUCAUGAUUUAUGUAAAACGUCCAAGCUCCCUGAGGAAUUUUUACCUGUGUGCGAGAAGGAGGAUGCCCCCGAUAUCUUUAUCAAACUGGUAGAAGCUGCAUUUAAUGUGGACGAAUGUGAGAUCUGCGCCAAUCCUGCGUGUCCUGGAUGCUAAUGAUCCGUGGAUCUUAGUGCAUUGACCCAGCCCCAAUUUAAAUGCUCCUGCGAUGUGUCCAUUGAUGAUCACAAUUGUGGAAUUAUCCUCCAGACAACUUGUCUCCACUCCUGGUAACACGUUCUGUUCUCCAUGGAACCGAUGGCAGAUACAGGGAGACACCCUACCUCAUACUAAUUAUCUAUUUAAAUCGGACUCUCGUUGCAUGUUUAAAAGGACAAAAUCAAGCCUGUCAUGUCUCUUAUCUCAACAUUGCACUAAAUUACUGCAUCCAAAGCUCGAGAGUGAAUUGUGAUGCUAACCAUUUAAACUGAUCCAGUAAGCGUUCUGUCUAAUCAAUAUGGCCCAUGGUGGGUAUCAAUCAGAGGUCUAAUUAUUUUCCUUCAGUCAUUCCACAAGAAACAUACUCUGAAUUUAUAUAAAUAAAUCUAUUUCUGACGCGAACUACAAA
Molecule: messenger RNA, 918 nt
Organism: Pelobates fuscus (common spadefoot toad)
Lineage: Eukaryota; Metazoa; Chordata; Amphibia; Anura; Pelobatidae
Product: guanylin-like
Exons: 3
Coding region: 24-467 (147 amino acids)
Cellular component (GO): extracellular region
Molecular function (GO): guanylate cyclase activator activity
Source: RefSeq, a predicted model, not a curated record